This is a messenger RNA of Myzus persicae (green peach aphid), 1684 nucleotides long. RefSeq lists its product as uncharacterized. The coding region runs from base 1 to 1491 and encodes 496 amino acids. Lineage: Eukaryota; Metazoa; Arthropoda; Insecta; Hemiptera; Aphididae. Gene Ontology annotation, molecular function: zinc ion binding; nucleic acid binding. The transcript has 3 exons. The record is from RefSeq and is a predicted model, not a curated record.
AUGACACGUUUUCAAAUUACGCCAACCGCCGUGCGAGUGACCCUGGAGGUAAGUUUGCCUGUAAGGUGCUCAAAUCCCGACAAUCCCGAUUCCGAGCGUCAAGUACACGAACUUUCCGUCGACCAUCUAUUAAUUAGGGAAGCGGAUUUGACUGCAGCAACAGAUAAUCUGUUAGCUAAAGUUAAUGAAGAAAUUAGUGAAAUAGAUAAAAGUUUAAUUCACGUCGCCCAAGAUACCAUUUCAACAGAAAAUUCAGAAAAUUCUCAGAAUCUACAACAUAUCAAAAUAAAAAAUCAACGGACCAAUCAAGAAAAACUUUUAGACUGGUCUGCAGACGACACAGUCGAACCGACCGACCAAGGAAUUAAGUUAUUUUUAGAUCAAGAGCCAUUGAAAAUAAUGGAGGACCAAAACCAACCAACCGUGAGUGGUGCAUCUGGACCGCAGUUGAUUUCAGACAUUUCAAAUAAUCCAGAUUUAAGCAGACUAAUUGAUCUCAAGAUUCAGGAAAUCAUGAGGACAAGAGGUAGCGUCAGUUCGAGACAAGAAGAUUCGAUAUCAAAUAAUCAAAUAGGACUUCAAGAUGCGAUCAGGUUAUUACCCAAAUCAUUUGAUGGAAAAGAUACAGAAAAUUUAGAAAUUUUCCUUGAAAAAUGCGAAUUUGUCGUGUCAUGUGUAGUGGAAUCGGCAAUUCCACGAUUACUUCAGGCAAUCCAAACUAGACUAACAGGGAAAGCAAGGCAGGUAACAAAGUUUAAAACAUUCGAGGCAUGGGAAGAAUUACGGGAAACACUUAAAACCAGUCUUGAACCCCAGCGAACCACACAACAUUUAUUUUUGGAAUUGUACGCCAUCAAACAAAAAAAUGGUGAAGAUAUUCUGACCUACUCGAUGAGAGUAGAAGCCUUACAAAAUCUGAUCAUCGAACAAGAGACUGCAGAUUUUUCGCCAGAAAUUGCUCAGGCGAUGGAAAUUUCUAUUAAGAGACAGGUAAUUCAAGUCUUUAUGGAAGGCUUGGGAAACCUGAAAGACUACAUCAAGGCCAGAAACCCUCUUACUCUAGAUAAGGCCAUACAAGCCGCCAGAGAGGAAGAGCGGAUUAGGAUGUCAUCUGAAGAAGCGAAGAAACUUUAUAAAGGGAACUCGAUGACAACAAAAAAGGGGAAUGGUUCAUGCAACAUUUGCGGCAAACCAGGACAUUGGGCCCGCGAUUGUAGAUCGAACAAAAGUAAUAAUACAAAUCAAUCAAAAAAUUCGAGUACACCACACGGAACCUCCAAAGCCACAGUUAACACGAUCACGUGCCAGUACUGUAAAAAACUGGGGCAUACAAAAGAUGUAUGCCGUAAAUUAAAGUAUGUUACCGGAAAAAGAAACGAAGCAGCAAAAGCUGAGACUUCGGAAAACCAAAAUCAACCGGGCGCUUCCGGCGGACGUCCGGUAGGAAGCAUAAAUAGCGCCGUCAUUACAUUCCCAGAAUCUUUACAUUAAAGUCAAAUUUAACAGAUAAUACUUUUACAUGCAGAACAUCUCAGACAAUUAACCCCAAUGCUAAAUUUUUACUUGAUUCAGGAAGUGACCUUAAUCUAAUCAAAAUUGGUUCACUUUUGGAUCAAGUAAUGGUCUAUGAAGAUACUGUUUACUAUUUAAAGGGCAUCAACGAACAGUUAGUACCAACCUUAGG